CGACUAUUAUUAUUAUGCCAUAAGAUCGGUUCCUGACUCGGAGGAAGAAGGUGGUAGAUUGUCAUCGUCGCCAUCCGAGCUCUUGCAACUGUCUCGAACGCUGUCGAAGAGUAAGACACGAAGCGUGGUACCGAUGACAUACUUGGCUUGCAAAGAAGCCGUGUCGCCACCACCGAUCCGGAAGAAACGAUCGAUUCUGGCGAAUAGCUUCUUUGCACAUUAUCUAUAA
Molecule: messenger RNA, 229 nt
Organism: Acaulospora morrowiae
Lineage: Eukaryota; Fungi; Glomeromycota; Glomeromycetes; Diversisporales; Acaulosporaceae
Source: the annotation of a GenBank genome assembly